Molecule: messenger RNA, 2026 nt
Organism: Candoia aspera
Lineage: Eukaryota; Metazoa; Chordata; Lepidosauria; Squamata; Candoiidae
Gene: IZUMO3
Product: IZUMO family member 3
Exons: 6
Coding region: 1092-1676 (194 amino acids)
Source: RefSeq, a predicted model, not a curated record
GAUAUCAAUUUGUCUACUCCAAUGAAAUCUGUGAUCAACCCAUUAGGAGCAUUUAAUGGCAAUGUAAGUUUUCCUAUCCCAAGCUUAGAUAACUACUGUGAACAGCCAAUGUUUUGAUGCAUUUCUCCUGAAUGACAAUAAUACAACAAGCUGAGUAAGAAAAAAAUGCAGAAAUGCUUUCUGAUGCAUUCAUAAGUUAUUAUUUUCAUAUCUUCUGUUAUCAUUGAUGUUUUUGAUGGCACAAUUUUCCAAAACAUAUUUUUAGCUGUGCCAGUUUUUCUUCAACCUCAAUUUCAAUGUCACAACCACCCAAUAAAAUCAUUAAAAUGUUUAAACUUCUCCAGUAGUUUUGUGGGUACGUGACCUGUAAUAAAGAUGGAUGUUUCAUUCAUUCAUUCAUUCAUUCAUUCAUUCAUAUCAUUAGAAGCUCAGGUUUCUUUAAGAGCACAUUUCUCAGCCUCUAGGUUUUUUCCUCAGCAUCUCUAGCACAAAACAGACAUCAGAAACAGAGUUUGUGUCUCAUCCAGGUGCAGUCUGUGAUUCAGAAAUGGGCAUUUCAUACUCAUAAGAAGUUCCUAUCAGAGGGGACUCUGCUCAACUCUUCUCUUCCCUUAAGUCUAUAUACCCAAAAAUCCUUUGCCAUACGAAGGAAGCUCCUUGACAUCUCCCAGAAAAAAUUCCCCCAGCUGAUCAGAGGCUGCUGAAUCCUGUCCCAGCAGCAAGUAUGCAUCGUAAGUAAAAUAUGCAGCAGCAUCUGGCCAGCAACGGAGGCAGGUACCAGACAGUUGUACGGGGACAGCCCAGAGAAGUACUCCAAGCAGAGAUGCUGUAGCCAUGAGAACCAGAAAAAAAAGCAGCACUUCCUGUGCAAAGCUGACAUCAGCAAUGCCUUUAUCUCGGCAGCUUCUAACAUCACUUCCUGUUCUAUUCCUAGCAUCACAAAUGCUCACACCCAUGGCUUAGUGAUUUGUUCUCUCUCCUUGGCAACGUUUCCUUGUGACAUGGAGGUAGCCAUCGUCCUGCAAUUCCGGACUUCAGGGCUGAGGUUGCCUUGGUUACAGUUUGCAGUCCUGUAAACUGUUUGCCAUGUCAUGGUGCUCCAGUUCCUGCUGGCUUUCCUCCUUUGGCUCUCAUUCCUCCAGGGAGUGGCCAGCUGCCUUCAGUGUGACCCCCGUUUCUUGAAAUCAGUGGCAACUCUGCUGAAGGAGACACUGCCAGAAGAUCUUCCAAACCGUGAUUCCCUGAUGGCGCGGCACAUCCAGGCCUUGGCAGAUCUGCAUGGCACCUUCCUUCGGAGGAAUUACGAGCGAGUGCUAGAUGUCCGAGGAGUGAUGGUGAUCAAAUUAGACAUUAUUAGCCAGCUGAGAACCAUCAAGAGUAAGCAGUGGAAAGGAGUUUUUCUGUGGCAGCUCUCUAUGUACCAGCUACGCUUAGCCCUGAGAAAGAAGAUUCACCAGAUUCUGGAGAAAUUUGCUGAUCUUGCUUGUUCAGAGGACUGUACAGUGAUAGAAGGACCUGUUCUGGACUGCUGGACAUGUCUGCGUAUCACCACACAGUGUUUCGAUGGAGAAGUUUGUGGAGUGGAAGACAGACGUCUCGCUGAAUACAAUGAAAUUGUUCUUUAUGUGUUCCUUGUUUGCGAGUCUGUGAUAUUAACCUCAAUCAUACUUGUGUGAGUAAACACCUCUGCCAAGUCCUAUGAAUUUUCCCAAAUAAUCAGGAAUAUACAUUGUUAGGUUAAUUCUCCUUACUUACCUUUGUUCCUAAAGAAACCACAGGGUAUUAGUGAAAUGGAUUUUCUUGUAAAACUGGUGAUUAUGCUUACCUCCUAAAGGACAAGGCCACUCUCCCUAUUCCAUGCAUCUCUGGAAGAGUUUCUGUACAAGCACAGAAUUAAAAUUUAUAAAAUGAACAGUUUGAUCUUUAAAACAAAAGUAAAAAAGCAAGAGUCUAGUCUUCUUAGUUUCAAAGUACAGUUUCUCAGUCUUGGCAGCUUUAAGAUGUGUGGACUUCAACUCCCAGAAUU